UGUGUCACCUCUUCUCUUUCUCUCUACUCCCUAAUUCUUUUCCAGGAAAAGUUUUUAUUUUUCCGGGAAAAAAGGGUUCACAAAGAAAAGAAAAAGAAAAAGAAAAAGAAAAGCUGCCCAGAAAGAAAAUCAGCUUUAGAAACACUGGGUAAAAGAGAAUCAAUUUAGUCAGAGAUGUCCACAGCCUUAGCUACUAUGAGGCUCUUAUUAACCACUACAUCUACUGCCUCUUUUCUUUCUUCUUCUUCUUCUUCUUCUUCUUUAGAUUUUCCUUCCAAAUCCCUUAAAACAGGAAAUCCUAUUUUCAAUCAUUCAUGUCCUGCCAGAAGAAAGGCUCUUUCACUCUCCAACCUGACGUGGCUUUGUGGGUAUAUGAGAAGAGAUCAAGAUAUGGAUUCUUGGAAAGCUGAAGAGGAGAACUUGGUGUCCAUGUUUGGUCCUGAUGAAGAUACUGGCACCCAAAUUCCAACCCAAGCCCAAUCCCUUGUGGAAGGAUCAAGCACUGUAGUGGUGGCAGAAUAUAAGCCUGUUCCUGAUGUAGACUAUCUGCAGGAGUUAUUGGCCAUUCAACAACAAGGACCUAGAGCUAUUGGCUUUUUUGGGACAAGGAAUAUGGGAUUCAUGCAUCAGGAACUCAUUGAGAUUCUUAGUUAUGCAUUGGUUAUAACAAAAAAUCACAUUUUUACAUCAGGUGCAUCUGGGACUAAUGCGGCUGUUAUCAGAGGUGCUCUAAGAGCAGAGAAACCUGAGCUGCUUACAGUUAUCUUGCCUCAGAGUCUGAAAAAGCAACCUCCUGAGAGCCAGGAAUUAUUGGCCAAAGUGCAGAAUGUGAUAGAAAAGCCUCACAAUGAUCAUCUACCACUGAUUGAAGCUAGCAGGCUGUGUAAUAUGGACAUCAUAUCACAUGUACAGCAAGUCAUUUGCUUUGCCUUCCAUGACAGCAAGUUACUCAUGGAAACUUGUCAAGAAGCUAAAAACCUGAGGAAAAUUGUGACUCUCUUUUACCUGGACUGAAGCAAUUAGUUCAGUUGUCUAUAUUAUGUUUUGAGAGGAAGAGAGGGAGGGAUUUUAAUUUCUAUUUUUUUGGUAAUUCUUUUGUCUGUAAAUUAGGAGAUGGAAUUUGGGAAGAAUUGCUUUUUCAGUUUGCAAAUUGGUGGAAGGGAGCCAAUUUGCUCCUCUUCAAUGGAAAGAUGAGAAAUAGCUUCUUGUUCA
This is a messenger RNA of Ricinus communis (castor bean), 1212 nucleotides long. RefSeq lists its product as uncharacterized. Lineage: Eukaryota; Viridiplantae; Streptophyta; Magnoliopsida; Malpighiales; Euphorbiaceae. The record is from RefSeq and is a predicted model, not a curated record. The coding region runs from base 175 to 1014 and encodes 279 amino acids. The transcript has 6 exons. Gene Ontology annotation, molecular function: S-adenosylmethionine-dependent methyltransferase activity.